Molecule: messenger RNA, 1677 nt
Organism: Aspergillus bombycis
Lineage: Eukaryota; Fungi; Ascomycota; Eurotiomycetes; Eurotiales; Aspergillaceae
Product: MDR family MFS transporter
Exons: 4
Coding region: 1-1677 (558 amino acids)
Biological process (GO): transmembrane transport
Molecular function (GO): transmembrane transporter activity
Source: RefSeq, a predicted model, not a curated record
AUGGCGAAAGAAACUGCUCAGUCGUCCAUAAUGACCCCAAGACAGCCUCAAGCUACAACAGAUGCUCCUGGUCGCAGUCUCCUUCAGACAUCUAUUGUUAUGUCAUGUCUUUGUGCCGGAACAUUUGUAGCUGCCUUAGAUGCCACUAUCGUCACUACUUCUCUGCCUUCUAUUGCUGGCCAUUUCCACUCAGCUUCAGGAUACACUUGGAUCGGCAGUGCCUACAUACUGGCCAACACAGCUUCCGUUCCCUCGUGGGGUAAGCUGUCCGACAUAUGGGGAAGAAAUCCGCUUCUGCUUUGUGGAAAUGCGAUCUUUUUUGCAGGAAGUUUGAUCUGCUCCGUAGCCAACACGAUGGCAUUAUUUUUAUUUGGCCGUGUUAUGCAAGGUCUGGGCGCGGCAGCGCUGAUGACAUUGGUCAAUAUUUGUGUCUGUGACUUAUUUUCUCUGAGGGACCGAGGCCUAUAUUUUGGUCUUCUGUCCGUAGACUGGGCUUUAGCUAGCGGCAUUGGUCCCAUCUUAGGUGGUGUGUUAUCGGAGAAAGCAACCUGGCGGUGGUGCUUCUGGAUCAACUUACCAAUCACCGGUCUUGCAUUCCUAUUAUUAUGGUUGGCCCUGAAACUCGACAACCCACAUACACCAAUCUUGGACGGUCUCAAGGCCGUCGACUGGAUCGGCUCAUUGUUCGUAACCGGUAGCAGCAUCAUGCUACUCCUCGCUCUAGACUUCGGCGGCGUCACACACCCGUGGGACUCAGCGACAGUCAUCUGCCUAAUCAUCUUCAGCAUUGUAGUCCUGAGUCUAUUCGCCCUAAACGAAUGGAAACUCGCCAAAUACCCAGUAAUACCACUAAUCCUCUUCCAACAUCGGUCCGGGAUCGCUGCCUUCGUCGUCUGUUUCUGCCAUGGAUUUAUCUUCAUGGGCGAGGCAUACUACCUACCGCUAUACUUCCAAGCCGUCCUUGGUGCCAGCCCAAUCAUGUCCGGUGUCUAUCUGUUAGCCUUCGUUAUCGCCAGCACAUUCUCAGGAGCCUUCACGGGACUCUUUAUCCAGAGAACAGGCCAAUACAUUCACUUGAUGUGGCUCGGUCUUGGCCUGUUAACCCUCGGAGUGGGACUCCUCAUCAACCUAGAAGCAACAGCCAACUGGGGCAAGAUCAUCGGAUUCCAGAUCAUCUCGGGUACAGGGGUAGGCAUGAACUUCGAAGGGCCACUGCUCGCACUACAGGCUAUUGUCGGCGUCGAGAACACCGCAACAGCCACCGCUACAAUCGGGUUCGUGCGAACUAUGUCAACAGCGAUCUCGGUGAUUAUCGGAGGAGUCGUGUUCCAGAACCAGAUGGUGAGGGAAGGUCCUAAGCUCGUGCAAUCUCUGGGUGAUAAACUCGCUGGUCAGUUUGGAGGCGCGAAUGUUACGGCCAAUAUACUGCUGAUUGGGACGCUUCCGUCGGACCAGAGAGAGGUGGUCCGGCAGGCGGUGUUUGGUUCGUUGCGGACUACAUGGAUUUUGUAUGUUGCUUUUGCGGGGGUGAGUCUUGUUGCUGGGCUCUUUGUUGGUGCUCAUCAUCUCUCAGAGGAGCAUGAGGUGGCUGUUUUGGGGCUGCAUGGCCAGAGCAGUGACUCGUCGGAGGAUACGCCUAACGAUACAGCAGCUACUCGGGCUAUUGAGAUGCAGUAA